GGAGGAGGAAGAGGAGGAGGAGAAGAAGGAGGAGGAAGAGGGGGAGGUGGGACACCAUGUCGGAGGAGCAGGAUCUGUCGGAGGUGGAGAUGAGCCCGGCGGGCUCCGAAGAUCAUCACCGCCUGUCCCCCGGGGGCGGUCCUCCUUCCCUGGGGCCGGACAAGCAGGGGCUCCGCGCUAGCCCCGGGGCCGGCGAGCUGGGCAAGCUGAAGAAGGAGCAGCAACCGCAGCCCCAGCAGGCCCAGCAGCAGCAGGCCCAGCAACAGCAGGCCCAGCAGCAGGCCCAGCAGCAGGCCGACUCCGAGCCGGACGACGACAAGUUCCCCGUGUGCAUCCGGGAGGCGGUCAGCCAGGUGCUGAGCGGCUACGACUGGACCCUGGUGCCCAUGCCCGUGAGGGUCAACGGGUCCAGCAAGAGCAAGCCGCACGUCAAGCGGCCCAUGAACGCCUUCAUGGUGUGGGCGCAGGCGGCGCGCAGGAAGCUGGCCGACCAGUACCCGCACCUGCACAACGCCGAGCUCAGCAAGACGUUGGGCAAGCUCUGGAGGUUGCUGAACGAGAGCGACAAGCGGCCGUUCAUCGAGGAGGCCGAACGGCUGAGGAUGCAGCACAAGAAGGACCAUCCGGACUACAAGUAUCAGCCCCGGCGCCGGAAAAAUGGGAAGGCCGCCCAGGGCGAGGGGGAGGGGCCGGGAGAGGGGGAGCCGGGCGGGGCCGCCGCCAUCCAGGCCCACUACAAGAGCGCCCACCUGGACCACCGGCAUCCCGGCGAGGGCUCCCCCAUGUCCGACGGGAACCCCGAGCAUCCGUCGGGUCAGAGCCACGGCCCCCCGACCCCGCCGACCACCCCGAAGACGGAGCUGCAGUCGGGGAAGGCCGAGUCCAAACGGGACGGGCGCUCCCUGGGGGAGGGAGGGAAGCCUCACAUCGACUUCGGCAACGUGGACAUCGGCGAGAUCAGCCACGAGGUCAUGUCCAACAUGGAGACUUUCGACGUCAACGAGUUCGAUCAGUACCUGCCCCCCAACGGACACGCCGGCCACCCGGGCCACGUCGGGGGCUACGCGGCGGCCGGCUACGGGCUGGGCGGCGCCUUGGCCGUGGCCAGCGGACACUCGGCCUGGAUCUCCAAGCAGCACGGGGUCUCCCUGCCCUCCGCCUCCCCCGGAGCGGACCCCAAGGCCCAGGUGAAGACGGAGGGCUCCGGCCAGGCCCCCCACUACCCCGAGCAGCCGUCCACCUCGCAGAUCGCCUACACCUCCCUGAGCCUGCCCCACUACGGCUCCGCUUUCCCCUCCAUCUCCCGCCCCCAGUUCGACUACUCAGACCACCAGCCCUCGGGACCCUACUACGGCCACUCGGGCCAGCCCUCUAGCCUCUACUCGGCCUUCUCCUACAUGGGGCCCUCGCAGAGGCCCCUGUACACUGCCAUCUCCGACCCCAGCCCCUCGGGGCCCCAGGCCCACAGCCCCACACACUGGGAGCAGCCCGUGUACACGACCCUGUCCCGCCCCUAGACGGGCUCCUCUCCCACCUCCAGCCGCCCCCCGAACCGGGCCCCCCCCCGCCCCGGGGAGGAGCUCCCGGGGGCCGGAGCCUUCCGCCUCCGGCGGACGGGACCCACCGGAUCUCCCUCCCGGAGGGGAGGCCCUCUGGCCCCCACAGCCCCCACUCCAGCCUUUGCCUGUCCCGUGCCCCUCCGCCUUCUCCGCCGCUCCAGCCGAGCACCCAGCCGUGGGGCUCGGCCGGGGGCAGAGCAACCCCUCUGGACCAAAAGGCGAGGGAGAAGCCCCCGUCCCCCCCCAACCCCGGGGCCGCCGAGCCCGGGGAGCGCCGACGUUGGGGGCCACCGGACAGCCGACCCGGACUCCUCCCGGGGCCCCUCCGGUGCGUUCACGGACCCGGCAGGCGCCUCGCGGGGAUGGGGGGGCACCGCCCCGUCCGCCGGGGUUCCGUUUCCAUCUCCCGGCCCCCUGCACCCCUCCCUCCUGCUUGCAGCUAGUCCACUCCGAGAGGCAGACAAGAGAACCUGACUUUCCUGGACCGGAACCAGUCUUUGGAGGUGCUCUCCCCGUCAGGCGGGAGACCGUGCGGGAGACCUGGGGAUAUGCAACAGGGGAGGGAGGCCCGCUUGGGGUUCCUCCUAGCCUCCCUCCCUUACACACCACACACCUCCCUUUCUGGGGCACCCAGAGAGACCCUAGGGAACCGGGCUGGGCCGACCGUCCCCUCACGGCCUCCUGCUGAGGCCGCGUCGUCGACCUCCGGCGCGCGACUCACGGCAGGGACCAAGGGACGGACGCAGUCCGAGGGGUCGGGGCCCGGGGGCCUCGUUCGGGGACGGGCCCAAAGACGAUCCCCAAGCUGGGCCGUUAUCUGUCUCUGCUGACGGACUCGCUCUCCGCUGGCGGCUCCUCUUUCCUCCCCACCCGACUCCCCUUCCUUGAGUUCUCCUGGCAUCGUUCGGGACCCCCGGGGCCCUACCCGCCCUCCCUGCGGACGGGCGACCCGAGUCUCCCCGGGGGCACGAAAACCUGGGGGCCGCUGGACUUUCGGAUGGGCGGCCCUCAGGCAUCCCCAGUCCCGAGAGGCCCGAGGCCGGGCACAACCGGGGCCGAUCGUCACGGCCUGUCCUGGGGAAAUAGCAAGAUCCUGACAUUUACGUCCCAUCUCUGCCACCCCUCCAAUCCUCAACACCCUUUGACCUUUAUCCUGACCACGCCCCUUCCCAGGUGUUUGAAUAAAGUACGUAGUGCAUCUGCCCCAUCCUCCCCCCAUGUAACGCAUUACUGCCCCCUCCCCUUAUUUAUCUGAGUAGCCCCUGACCCCCCCACCCCCGCCGCCCUCCCUUCCUCUUGCUCUCCCCUACUGCCCAGCCCAAUUAACUCUGCCUUCAGCGUACGGAAUAAUAAAAUUAAAGGUUUCAGUUACUCA
Ornithorhynchus anatinus (platypus) is the source of this 2934-nucleotide messenger RNA. RefSeq names its product SRY-box transcription factor 10 (gene SOX10). Lineage: Eukaryota; Metazoa; Chordata; Mammalia; Monotremata; Ornithorhynchidae. The record is from RefSeq and is a predicted model, not a curated record. Gene Ontology annotation, biological process: neural crest cell migration; morphogenesis of an epithelium; negative regulation of transcription by RNA polymerase II. The coding region runs from base 57 to 1517 and encodes 486 amino acids. Gene Ontology annotation, cellular component: nucleus. Gene Ontology annotation, molecular function: DNA-binding transcription factor activity, RNA polymerase II-specific; RNA polymerase II cis-regulatory region sequence-specific DNA binding. The transcript is spliced from 3 exons.